This is a messenger RNA of Capsicum annuum, 1045 nucleotides long. RefSeq names its product GTP-binding protein YPTM2. NCBI's taxonomy places the organism in Eukaryota, Viridiplantae, Streptophyta, Magnoliopsida, Solanales, Solanaceae. Bases 173 to 784 code for a protein of 203 amino acids. The record is from RefSeq and is a predicted model, not a curated record. Gene Ontology annotation, molecular function: GTPase activity; GTP binding. The transcript has 8 exons.
CCAAAAUCAUUAUUUCAUCAUUUUUGUCCCUCCAAUUUUUUCUCUCUCUUUUUCUCCGGCGACCCGUUUUUACUCCGGUCAGUUAUCCGCCGGAAAAUCCUAAAAUUCUUGGUGUACUCACAGCUUCUUCAAUUGUACCUCCGAUCCCCCACUUUACAUUUAUUAACUCAUCAUGAAUCCAGAAUACGACUAUCUUUUCAAGCUUUUGCUUAUUGGAGAUUCUGGUGUUGGAAAAUCUUGUCUGCUCUUGAGAUUUGCCGAUGAUUCAUAUCUUGAGAGUUACAUCAGCACCAUCGGUGUGGACUUUAAAAUCCGCACAGUUGAACAGGACGGGAAAACCAUUAAACUUCAAAUUUGGGAUACUGCUGGUCAAGAGCGUUUUAGGACAAUUACCAGCAGUUACUAUCGUGGUGCUCACGGCAUAAUCGUGGUUUAUGAUGUAACCGAUCAAGAGAGUUUCAAUAAUGUCAAGCAAUGGUUGAGUGAAAUAGAUCGAUAUGCAAGUGAUAACGUGAACAAACUUCUGGUUGGAAACAAGUGCGAUUUGACAGCACAGAAGGUAGUUUCGACAGAGACAGCUCAGGCUUUUGCUGAUGAGAUUGGCAUCCCUUUUAUGGAAACUAGUGCGAAAAAUGCCACCAACGUUGAGCAGGCUUUCAUGGCUAUGGCUGCUUCAAUCAAGAACAGAAUGGCAAGCCAACCGGCAUCAAACAAUGCGCGACCUCCAACUGUGCAGAUCCGCGGACAACCUGUCAACCAAAAGAGCGGCUGCUGCUCAUCUUGAAAAUACGACGACGCUCUGUCGACUCGAUGAUGAUUCUAAUGUGGCAUGUAAAAUUAGUCUCUCUUAAUGGCUCGAUAGGACACGACUAUUCACCGUCGUUACUUCCUUUCAGACACUUCUUCAAAACACUCAAUUCUUUUCAAUGUAUUUGGAUAAACAAUUUGUAAGAAAUCUAGAAAUAUUGGUGACCACUAGUAUUUGCGUUCUAUUCUUUGGACCUUCAUCAAAAUGGUUUAAUAUGCAACUGUUCAAGUUUAGCUA